This is a messenger RNA of Exophiala xenobiotica, 1184 nucleotides long. RefSeq lists its product as uncharacterized. The coding region runs from base 124 to 453 and encodes 109 amino acids. Lineage: Eukaryota; Fungi; Ascomycota; Eurotiomycetes; Chaetothyriales; Herpotrichiellaceae. The transcript has 3 exons. Gene Ontology annotation, biological process: mitochondrial respiratory chain complex III assembly. The record is from RefSeq and is a predicted model, not a curated record.
CAGGAGAAAAACAACAAUCACAAGUGAAAAUCCGCAAGUCAUUAUUGUUUGAAGAUAUUGUGAAUUUUAGUGCGCUUUAUUGUCCUCUCGGCAAGAAACUCUGCGCAAAACAAUUCACAGAUAAUGGCUCUCGCGGCAUACAGACAUUUGCUGCGGGCGACGCGGAUAGCAUUCAACGGCGACACUCAGCUCCUACAUGCGGCACGAACACAGGCGCGAGCGGGAUUUGACAGUUUAAACUCCUUGGAUCCUCAGUCAGAAGAGGCGCAGAAAGGAAUACAGCAUGCAGAGGGUGUAGCUUCAAUACUCCGACAUAACCUUGUGCAAGGGCAGCGGGUGGAGGGUUCAGACUCAAUCAAAUUGAAUCUACACGAAGACAUCGAGCGAGGUGACAACGAUACGGUCAAGAAUCCGCUCGGCAAAGGAGGAAAAGUGAAGGUGGGAGGCCUCUGAAACGGACAAGCUUAAAGCUCUUUAUUCGACACUAUGAUACCCUCCCUGUGGUGGCUUCGACGGCCGGCCAAAUCAUUCCCAAGCGCCUUGCUCGAAAUGCACAACAUCAUCAUUCGUCCAUAGACUGCGGUUCAGUCACCCUCCAUACUGGCAUAAGUUACGUCUCCCUGCCCAGGCGGAGGUGCCACUAAGAAACCGGUACUCUCCUCCUCGGCGGGACCUUCGAUAGCUUGGACGCCUUCCCUUCCAGUAAUGGCUCGACCACCAGAUUCUGCCGCCUUCACAGCAGCUGCUGUUUGCCGACCCUCCCUCGCCCAUUCCAAUCUUUGCUCCCGGUCGGUGUUGUCUAGCGGCUUGGGUUUGCCCCAUUGGACACGCAAUGGACAUCCCUGAAUGAAGGCUUUCCCCUUGCACUGCGCAGCAGCAGCUUCGGCUCCUUCUCUGGUUGCAUAGUUGACAAAGGCACAAUGCGCUCGAUGUGAGCAGACGAGUGAUCGGAUUUGGCCGAAAGGGGCAAAGAACGUGCGAAUGGCGUGCUCCGGCAAGUCGUCCUCAACCCCAGUGACGAAUAGCGAUGUGAUGUUAGGGUCGGCGGGGGGCAGAUAGUCUUCUGGCUGGGGAGGUCGUGCAUUGCCUGGGACUGCUCGAGCAGCGCCGGGCCGAGCGCCUCGUUGUGCAUUUCCGGCCUUUCUAUUGUCAGAAGUUCGAAUGGGACCUGGUCCAUAUCCCGG